Molecule: messenger RNA, 3741 nt
Organism: Auanema sp. JU1783
Lineage: Eukaryota; Metazoa; Nematoda; Chromadorea; Rhabditida; Rhabditidae
Source: the annotation of a GenBank genome assembly
AUGGCAAACAUUGAUUUUAUGCUUGAUCCUGGAUGGCCGUUCUUACGCCAAACUCCUGAUGAGGCUUUGAAGGAACAAGCUGCUCGUAAAUAUGAUAAUAAGAGCCAUACUUGGGUACCGGAUCCGACUGAAGGGUUUGUUAUUGCAUCCAUCUCUGUUCAAGAAGGAAAUAAUUUAUCAUUAACUAUGCCCGAUGGCUCACAAAAAAAAAUGCAAAAAGAUGACUGUCAAGAGAUCAACCCCGCCAAGUUUGAAAAAACUGAGGAUAUGUCUAACUUGACCUUCCUGAAUGAAGCUUCCGUUCUUCAUAAUCUUCGACAGCGUUACUACUCGAUGAUGAUCUAUACAUAUUCAGGAUUAUUCUGUGUCUUCAUUAAUCCAUAUAAAAUGUUACCGAUUUACACCGACUCGGUUGCCAAUAUGUAUAUCGGAAAGAGAAGAUCAGAGAUGCCUCCUCAUCUUUUUGCUGUUUCGGAUGAAGCGUAUCGUAACAUGAUCCAUGAUCAAGAGAACCAGUCUAUGUUAAUUACUGGAGAGUCAGGAGCUGGUAAAACGGAAAAUACCAAGAAAGUUAUCGCUUACUUCGCCAGAAUUGGUAGUAACAACAAGACAGCAAACACGGAUGGAAAAAAAUCUGUACGAUUCAAAGAUCUUGGAGAAAGUUCUUUGGAAGAUCAAAUCGUUCAAGCAAACCCUGCUAUCGAAGCUUUUGGUAAUGGGGCUACCACGAGAAAUUAUAACUCUUCUCGAUACGGAAAGUUCAUCAGAAUUCAUUUCAACAAGAAAGGAAAGCUUGUUGGUGGUGAUAUUGAACAUUAUCUCUUGGAGAAAUCUCGUGUAAUAAAACAAGCUCCAGGAGAGAGAUCCUACCAUAUCUUCUACCAAAUCAUGACUCAAAAGAAAUUGAGAGAACGAUAUCAAUUGGUAGAGGAUAUUCGUAAGUACAACUCAGUGUCUCAAGCUGAGAUAACCGUACCCGGAAUGGACGACAAGGAAGAGUUCAGAAUUACCGAUAACGCAUUCGAUGUUAUGGGCUUCUCGGAUCGCGAGAAGGAUGAUUUAUACAAAGCCUGUGCCGCAAUCAUGCAUUUGAUGUGUUCGAAAUUCAAGCAGAAACCAAGAGAGGAGCAAGCUGAAGUCGAUGAUAUGGAAGCUCCUACUCGUGCUUGUCGUCUAUUCGGAAGUGAUCCUGAUAUCUUCGUUAACGCUUUGACUAGACCAAGAAUCAAAGUUGGAACUGAAUGGGUUAACAAAGGACAGAAUUUACAGCAGGUGGAUUGGGCAGUCGGUGCUCUAUCUAAGGCGAUUUACGCUCGCAUGUUCACAUGGCUUAUCAAGCGCGUCAAUGUCACUUUGCAAGCCAACCUCGAAGAUUCUGAAAAUUACAUCGGUGUUCUCGAUAUUGCCGGAUUUGAAAUCUUCGACAGGAACUCCUUCGAACAGCUCUGGAUCAACUUCGUAAACGAAAAACUCCAACAGUUUUUCAAUCACCAUAUGUUCGUCUUAGAGCAGGAGGAGUAUCAGCGUGAAAACAUUGAAUGGACAUUCAUUGACUUCGGUCUCGACUUGCAAACUUGCAUAGAACUGAUCGAAAAGCCUCUCGGUAUCGUUUCAAUGCUCGAUGAAGAAUGUAUUGUUCCUAAGGCAUCAGAUCACACUUACGUUGAAAAACUGAUCAAUCAGCAUCUUGGAAAGCACCCUAAUUUCCAAAAGCCUAAACCUCCAAAAGGAACACAAGCUGAAGCCCACUUUGCCAUAGUUCAUUAUGCUGGAACUGUACGGUAUAAUGCUGAUCAGUGGUUGGAUAAGAAUAAGGAUCCUUUGAAUGAUUCUGCAGUAGCUGUUCUUAAGACAGGAGAUAAAAAUGGAUUGAUGUUCAAAAUUUGGGAAGAUUACAUGACCGACGUUGAUAGAGAAGAGAAUGCUUCACGUGGCAAAGCAGCUCAACCUAUCAAGAAAAAGGGAAAAUCUGCCUCGUUCUUGACUGUCUCAACUAUGUACCGCGAGUCUCUCUCCAGCUUGAUGAACAUGCUCCACUCAACACACCCACACUUCAUAAGAUGUAUUAUUCCAAAUGAAAGGAAGAAAUGUGGACUUGUAGAUGCUCCUUUGGUUUUGAAUCAAUUAACAUGCAAUGGUGUAUUGGAAGGCAUUCGUAUUUGUCGCAAAGGUUUCCCCAAUCGCUUGGUAUAUCCUGAAUUCCGCUUCCGUUAUGCUAUCUUAGCUGCGGACGAGGCUUCAGUUGCUGAUGCUGCAGAGGCUUCGCAAAAAAUGUUAGCUCGUCUCAGUAAGGAAAACAAGAUAAAUGUUGAUUCGUACAAGACUGGAUCAACAAAGGUGUUUUUCCGUGCUGGAAUGCUUGCUAGAAUGGAAGAGCUUCGUGAUGAAGCAAUUGCUAAGAUCAUGGUCAAAUUCCAAUGUGCUGCUCGUCACUAUCUUGGACAGUGUGAAUAUAAAAGACGAUUGGAUCAAGAGGAUUCGUUUGUUGUAAUCCAGGAGAACAUCCGAAAGUGGACAAAAUUACGUGCUUGGCCUUGGUAUCGUUUGUACACUCGUCUGAAGCCUAUGCUCAAAGGAAUGCGCUCCAAUGCAGAAGUUGAAGCGCUUGAGCGCAAAGUUAAGGAUUUGGAGGAAGCCAACAAAGCUGAGGAAGAUUUGAAGAAGAAGUUGGCAGACGAUCUUCGAGCUAAGAUAGAUGAGUUCGAGGAGAUGAAAGCUUCUCUUGAACGUGAACGAAUGUUGAUGACAAGAAGGAACUGUGAAAUUGAUGAAUUAAACAAAUCUGUCAAGGAGGAAACUGAGAAAGUUGAGGAGUGGUCACGCAAAGCCAAAGAGUUGGAAAGAGACAAUGCCCGAGAAAAGAAAGAAGCCGAUGAAAGGGAGAGACGUCUCCAAAUGGAAAAAGAUGCAGAAGAAGCUAAGAACAGAGUGAUUCUGGAGAAGUUGAACACCGAUUUGAAAACUCUUCAAUCUGACCAUGAGCGUAUGAUCAUCGCUCGCAAAAACCAGGAGCAUGCUAAUGCUGAACUGAUGGAUCGUUUCGACAUUCUGCAAGAUAAGUUCAUCAGAGCGGAUGAACAAAGAAACAAAAUGCGUGAAGAUUAUGACACCAUGGAGGAGAAGUUCCUAACGGAGAACAGACACAAAGAUGAACUAGCUAAAGCCAAUAAGCGGCUCGAGAACCAAUUACGCCAGCUAAGAACUUUGCUCGAAAAUUCGGAGAAGGAUAAGCAUAGUUUCGAUUUGGAUAACAAGAAGAGAGAAGAGGUCAUCAUGGACUUAAAAUCCAAAGCAACCCAUGAUGCAAACUUGAUAACAAAGCUUCAAGUCAACAUUCGCAGACUUAUUCAGCGGAUUGAAGAGUUGGAGGAAGAAUUGGAUGAAGAACGCAAGUUGCGCAUGAAGAAUGAGCGACGCAAACAGGAGCUCGAAACCGAUUUGGACAGCGUUUCUCGCCAGAUGGAAGAGGCUCACGGCGAACUCUCAGCUCAACAACACUUGAACAAAAUCAGAGCAGAAGAGCUCUCCAAUCUGCAACGUGAGCUGCAGAAGAGAAACCUGAACGCAGAAACAUAUAUUGCUGACUUAUGUUCCAUGCAAUAUGUUACUGUCAACAAUUUGAGAAAUCUCAGCCAACAAGCGGCUUCACUCGAAUCAGAAGCUAACAGAGUGCUGGACGCUCGUAAGUCCAUGUCCAAUGGUUUUAAUCUUCCGCAAGUGUACAUUCAAGAAGAAGAGUAA